Fonsecaea nubica is the source of this 1680-nucleotide messenger RNA. RefSeq lists its product as hypothetical. Gene Ontology annotation, biological process: secondary metabolic process. The transcript has 2 exons. Gene Ontology annotation, molecular function: CoA-ligase activity. NCBI's taxonomy places the organism in Eukaryota, Fungi, Ascomycota, Eurotiomycetes, Chaetothyriales, Herpotrichiellaceae. Bases 1 to 1680 code for a protein of 559 amino acids. The record is from RefSeq and is a predicted model, not a curated record.
AUGCCCGUGUCAUCGCCCUUCCCCAACAUCGACACCCCAGAAUGCAAUAUGCUCUCGUACCUCUUUCCCCCGACACAGUCGGAAGAGGACCAGUCCCUCCCUCUCUGGAUCAACGCCUCAAAUCCCUCCGUCAGAGUCACCGUGGCCGACACCCUAUGCUUGAUCCGACGAUUCGCCGUCGGUCUCUCCCGGCUCGAAAUCCCCAGCCAGCGAGCCGUGAUGGUCCUGUCCCCGAACCACAUCUACGUGCCGGUGAUCUACCUCGCCGCCGCGGGCGCGGGGUGCUUCUUCAGCGGCGCCAAUCCGACGUACACGGUCGACGAAGUGUCGCGGCAGCUGCGGAUGAGUGACGCGGCGGUCAUGCUGGUUCACCCGACCCUGCUGGACUGUGGUGUCAAGGCGGCAGAAGCGGCCGGGUUGUCGCUCAGUCGGGUGUUUCAGUUCUCGGAUGCGGAUUGCGAGGUCUCGAGGCACGGUGUGCGGGAUUGGAAGAGCAUGCUGGCCAGCGAGGAAGAGAGUCGAGAGUGGCGGUGGGAUGCGCUGCGUGGCGAGCAGAGCAGGAGGACUGUGAGCUGUGUGAAUUUCUCGUCUGGCACGACGGGGACGCCCAAGGGGGUGCGCAUCUCGCAUGCAAACGUGGUGGCAAAUGCUUGUCAGGUCAUAUAUGCCAAAACACACAACGCGGAUCAAUCCCCCGUCACCGUCUACCCCGAACGCUGGCUCGCGUUCCUGCCCCUGAACCACGCAUACGCCCAGCUCUUCUCGAUCGUCAUCGUCUGCAAGCUGCGCACGCCCGUGUUCUUGAUGACCCACUUCCGCUUCAACGACUACUUGCGACACAUCCAGACGUACAAGAUCACGACCCUGCAGGUCGUCCCGCCGGUGAUAUCCAUGCUGCACAAAAGACCCGAGGUCACCCGAUUCGAUCUCAGUUCGGUCCAAUAUCUGAUGAGCGCGGCGGCGCCGUUGAGCCGCGAGCUGCAGAACGCGGUCGCCACGCAGUUGAAAGGGGCGGUCAUCGCACAGAGCUGGGGUAUGACCGAGACUACGUGUACGGGAUUAAUGGUCCCAGGCAUAAUUCCCGACGAUACCGGAAGUGUCGGCUCCCUCCUCCCCAACACGCAGGCCAUGUUGGUGGACGAGCAAGGGGAAGAAACAAGUGGAGACGUCGGCGGUGAGCUCUGGAUACGAGGGCCCCAGAUGACUACCGGAUACUGGAGGAAUGAGGAAGCCACGUCACAGACUCUGACCAAGGACGGCUGGCUAAAGACAGGCGACAUCGCAAAGUGCGCAGACGGGAAAUGGUGGAUCGUCGAUCGCAGCAAAGAGUUGAUCAAGGUCAAUGGCUUCCAAGUCGCCCCUGCAGAGCUGGAGGCUGUGCUGUUGGAGCACGAUGCGAUAACAGACGCUGCUGUGGUGGGAGUCGUGCUACACGGAGAGGAAUAUCCCAGGGCGUAUGUGACUCUACACCAGCACGCUUCGAGAAAGGCAGAUCUGGUACAGACGAUCCAAGAGUUCGUGGCGGAGAAGGUGGCAAAGCACAAGGCAUUGAAAGGUGGCGUGAGCAUCGUGGACGCCAUUCCCAGGCUACCAAGUGGGAAGAUCCAGAGGAACGUCGUCAAACAAUGGAGCAAACGAGAUGCCACAGAGCUGGAGAAAACGGUAAGAGCAAGACUGUAG